Colletotrichum spaethianum is the source of this 225-nucleotide messenger RNA. RefSeq lists its product as uncharacterized. Bases 1 to 225 code for a protein of 74 amino acids. The transcript is spliced from 4 exons. The record is from RefSeq and is a predicted model, not a curated record. Lineage: Eukaryota; Fungi; Ascomycota; Sordariomycetes; Glomerellales; Glomerellaceae.
AUGGCGGGCCACCACCACAAGCUGGCCCUCGAUCCGGCCUUGGUCAAGCUGGGACACAUGCAGAGCAACCGACACAUCUUCUUCCGCUGGACCCCGAGAACAGCCCGCGUGACCUUCAUGUACGCCGUUUUCGUACCGGUCGUCAUCGGAUACAUUGGCUACAAGACCGACGGCCUCUGGGACCUCCGUGCGAAGCGCAAGGGCGACCUGGUCUACGAGCGGUAG